UGGAGUAGAUACUUCCUUUGUUUGCUUUCGGAAAAAAUCUUUCUAUAGCAUUUAACUAUGAAGUGUGUUUUUCUUUUAUUGGGUCUAACUGCCUUUGUGGUCGUUCAGGUAAAUGCACUGAAACCCUGUUUAGGACAAGCAAAUUGCGAAGAUGAUGAAUGUUGUGUGAGAAUGAGUAGUUUUGUAAAAUUAUGUCAAAAAAGAGUAGAAAAAGACAAAGUGUGUAUGCCGAAGCCUGUGAAAGUACCUGUUUAUAAAGAAAUGUACGCACUAAGAUGCCCAUGUCAAGAAGGGUUAGAAUGCUUAAAAAAGGAAGAUAAAGUAAGUGCUGAAGAUGAAUAAC
Messenger RNA from Centruroides sculpturatus (bark scorpion), 343 nucleotides. Its product is annotated as venom protein 164-like. The transcript has 3 exons. The record is from RefSeq and is a predicted model, not a curated record. The coding region runs from base 58 to 342 and encodes 94 amino acids. NCBI's taxonomy places the organism in Eukaryota, Metazoa, Arthropoda, Arachnida, Scorpiones, Buthidae.